Molecule: messenger RNA, 4115 nt
Organism: Xiphias gladius (swordfish)
Lineage: Eukaryota; Metazoa; Chordata; Actinopteri; Istiophoriformes; Xiphiidae
Product: transcription intermediary factor 1-alpha-like
Exons: 18
Coding region: 182-3139 (985 amino acids)
Molecular function (GO): protein binding; zinc ion binding
Source: RefSeq, a predicted model, not a curated record
GGCGACGUUUGAGCGGCAUUACGGACGUAUCGGCGGCGCCGCGCGUGAAACCCGCUGAGGGCGAAGGGGGAGAAGUCAGGUGUGAGGAGAUGAGCCCGGUCUGCUCGCCCGUGUGGGUGCAUCGUGAACAGAAACAGAGGGGCUCCAGCCGUUGAAGGAUAAAAAAAAAAAGUGCGGAAGAAUGGACGGGGGCACGGGUAGACAGGACCCGGGGGACGCUCCUGUCAUCAUCGUGGAGAACGAAGCUGAGAGCGUGCCGGCGCCGGAGGAGAAGUCGGGUGCAGACGGCCGGAAUUACCUGGACACUUGCCCCCUCUGCCGUCUGAACUUUCACAGCCGGGAGCCCAAACUUCUGCCGUGUCUGCACUCCUUCUGCAAGAGGUGUUUGCCCUCGCCCUCCAGGAACUUGGCCACGACGGAGCCGCCAAAGCCCCUGGUUGACGGUGCGACCCAACCACUGAAUGUGAUCCGCUGUCCGGUGUGCAGGCAGGAGUGCAUGGAGGUGGACGUGGUCGAAAACGUCUUUGCGAAGGACUCGGCCGAGGCUCCCAGCAGCACGGUGGAGAGGACAGUCCUGCUCUGCAUGACCUGUGAUGACAACACCGAGGCUGCCGGCUUUUGCCUGGACUGUGCUGAGUACCUCUGUGCCACAUGCGUGGAGGCCCACCAGAGGGUCAAAUUCACCAAAGACCACACCAUCAGACAGAAGACUGAAGUAUCCCAAGAGGUCCGCGGCGUGUCGUCUCAGAAGCCCAUGUUCUGUGAGAUCCACAAACCAGAGCCGCUGAAGCUGUUCUGUGAGACCUGUGACCAGUUAACCUGCCGCGACUGCCAACUAGUAAAGCACAAGGACCACAAUUACCAGUUCCUUGAUGAUGCUUACAAAAACCACAAGCAGCACAUGGAGCGUAUGACCCGCCAGCUGCAGGAGAAAAAGAAACUGAUUGAAGAGGUGUCAAACUCCAUAAACAAUGAACUUUUUCAGGCUGAUCAGAAUUGUACGUCUGUUCAUAAUGAAAUAAAGAAGUCCAUCUGCAGUCUGAUCCUCGAGAUAAACAAGAAGGGCAAGAUGCUAGUUAAUCAACUUGAGGCAGUAACAAAGGAUCAUGAGGCCGUCUUGCGCAAACAACAGGAGGACAUCGGAUAUCUAUCCAGACACCUGGAUCAUGUCAUCAACUUCACGAAAUGGGCCACCGCCAAGAAUGGGGGCACGGCCCUCUUGUACUGUAAACGUCUGAUUCUGUUUCAGAUUGGAAACCUCCUGCAGGCAAAAUGCAGUACCUCAUUUAUACCACAGAGCACUGUACGCUUCCAGUGUCGUUCCUCUUAUUGGGCCUCAAAUAUUGAUCUGGGCACUUUAGUGGUGGAGAGUGUACCAGGCCACCAGCUGGUUGGCUUUCAGGGUAUCCCCCAUCAGCUGUCCCACCCCGGGCAAGGCCCCUCAGGCUCACCCCACAGCUUUGCCCUGGGAGCUCCCCAUAAUACUCUGGCUCAGCUCCAGAUGCAGGUGGACAAGCUCAACCCGCAGGCCCGCUGGCAGCCGCAGCCACCUCAUCCACCGUGGACAUGGUACCAGAGUGUCCGACUGCAGCGCUCCGUCCCAGGGCCCCUGCAGGGAGGCUCUCCCUCCCACAGUCUGCCUCCUCAACCGGGCCGUAGGUUUAUAGUGCCUCCACCCAACCACGUCAGCCCAACUAGCAGCCUACCCAGCCCUGGGUUUAUGCCUCAGCCUCCGAGGGGAAUGGAAAGCAGCUCCAGCUACCAAGCCAAACCUGCGGACGUAGUGUCCUCCUCACCUUUGUACACCCAUAUUACACCACUGUCCACCAAUGGUGGCGUGAGUUUUCCUCAGUCACAACAGACAAUUGAGCCCACAUAUCUGAACAGGAUGAACGAUUCAGCGGGUCCAGUAUACAUGCUGAAACCAAACUAUCCCCAGAGUCUACCACCGUCUUUGCCACACAGAAAUGAUUUUCAUUUCUCUCAAGUGCAAGGACAGCAGAACUCACCAGGGUACGCUGCUGUAUCCCAAUUGGAGAAGCCAGGGACCGUCUCCUGGAAACCUCCAGAAACACAACAGGCUGGUGGAGCAGUGGGCUCAGCUGUCAAGAAGAGACGAAGGUUGUCACCAGGGCCCAUCAUUGUCAUCAAAGAUGAGCCAGAGGAUGACAGUAGCUAUAUACAAAACAACCAGAGAGCCAGCCUUCCUGACAGCACAGGAGAACACCCGCAAAUCAGUGGCCAAGGCGAAGGGAACAAGGUCCCAUCUCCUCCUCAAAGCACAAACGACAAACCCCACAGCCCCUCAAUGUCUCCAAGCGGGCCGCGGGACCAGAGGAAGACUAAUGCUCCAAACCACAUCCAUUCACUGGGAGGGGAACAGCAGGUUGACCAGAAUCGGGCUCAGCUGGAAGACGCUAAUGAAGUCGUGUGUGCUGUGUGUCGGAGUGGAGGAGAGCUGCUGUUCUGCGAUAAGUGUCCCAAAGUUUUUCACCUAGCGUGCCAUGUUCCAUCUCUCCUCAGAUCUCCCAGCGGGGAAUGGUUUUGCUCUUUCUGCCGUGACCUGUUAGUGCCCGAGAUGGAGUACGACUGUGACUGCAAACCUGAGGCCAAAACAAUAAAGAAGGAGCCAGACUCUGAAGGAGGAUUUCCCCCCGUGGACAAACGAAAGUGUGAGAGGCUGUUGCUGCACUUGUUUUGCAGCGACCUGAGUUCAAACUAUCAAGAGCCUGUGUCCCCCUCGGUAUGUGUUAACAACACGCCGACUCGAAAGGCGCCGACGAAUCUUUCAGCUGUGAAAAAACGACUGGAGGCUAAGCAGAGUCUGUGCUACCAAAGCCCUGCAGAGUUUGUAUCAGACAUCAGGCUCAUCUUCGGAAAUUGUGAAGUCCUCAGUGAGGGUGUGACAGAGGCCCCAUUGGCAGGCGGGAGGCUUAUCGAGCUGUUUGAAGAGCACCUGAGGAUAAUCUUCUCUGACCAAGCCUUCCCAGAAGUCAAACUGUAUGCGAUACCUACCGCCAUCCCCGACUCUCAAGUCUCAUCUCUCGACGAUAUUUCCCAGCCUGCAAAGCGCCAGCGCACGUGCCCAGACUCCCAGGAUGAACAGAGCUGUCCCAAUGGAGAGGAGGGAGCAGUAUAAAAGAACAAAUGCUGGUAAUAGUUUAGAUAUUUGACAACAACGCCAGCACCAGCUAAUAUGUGGUGUGUAAAACUUCAUUACAAACAUUUAAGACACUAAUUCAGGGCACCAAAUGUUUUAUGAUGAAUUGUAUUGCAAACAAAGAAUUAUGAUACAGGGCACACAAUUUUUCUAUGUUCUGGACUAAACUGUGUUACAGAUGUUGGAUUCACACUGAAAGUCUAAAUUAAUCAGAUUAGGAUCUGAUUAAGGACGGAAGUACAUACAAUACAUGCAGCACACUUAGGUACUCGCAGGGUUCAGCUGACUGGUUAUUGUUGUCACCAGUUUUACCUGUGUUUGGUAAAUGAAAGUUUCUUUCCUUAACAUAAGUCUUACUACACUGAGCUAAUUGGUGGUGUGGUCAGGUCUGGUGGGUUUUUAUUUUUUUCCCUGUUUAGCGCUCCAUGUGUAAAUAUCACGAGCUUUGAUGUUUGCGGUCUAUCUAACGUGGAAUAAGAUGUGUCACAAGACACCCCAAGGCCAGUAAAGUGAAAGCAUAAAGGGAAUCAAAACAGUCUGAUAAAACCACAGACGGUUUAAGCUUUUACAUUGUAACGCAUACUUUAAAUUAUUUCUGGGUCUGAUUUGUCUGUUUGUUUUUUUAACAUAGUGCAGAACAACAGAUUUAAUGUUAUAAAGGUAAAUGUUAUGUGUAAUUUCUUUACAUAUACAGUAUGUUAUUUAUUUAUUUAUUUAUAUUUUAAAAAGAUUUGACCAGAUUCAUCAUAUUUAUCAGAUUUUAUUGUGAAGGACUAAGCACAUAGCAUAUGUUUCAGUAUGUGCGUCUUUGUUUUUUCUCCAGGAUUGGUUUUAUUCGGUUAACAUGUUUUCGUCUUAACACUAUUGUGAACUGUUAUUUUAUAGAAUCCAAGAGCCAGAACAUGUAGCCCCCAAACAUACUUGGAUGAAAGUCAACUUGCCGGUGUUUACAGUG